AUGGACCUGCCGCGCUUGCGACUCGACUUUACGGAUGCGCCGUUGAGCCCGGACGACCCGCGGCGGCGCAUCGUCGAGGUGCCCAAAAAGCCCACGUCCGAGAAGGCGCAGUCGAUCCGCGAUGAGUCCUCACGGCGACCGGCAACGUUGGCGAUACCAUGUGCCGGCUCACGAUCGCGUCGUCGUACCCGCUCCAAGACAUCUUCAAGCGUUGCGUACUUCGAGCUUAAGGAAGACCUCCGGUACUGGGUGGCGGCCACGGACCGGCCCAAGAACGUCCAUAGCAUCAUGAAUGCGUUCUACAAGCUCUGGCUCGAGCUCUUCCGGCACGACGACGCUGCGCUCGGGCUGCGUGGCCGCGACGUGCUCCUGGAGGAGCUCACGACGUACGGCAACGAGAUCCGCGUCCAUGGCAACCACACAUACCAUUUCUUCAAGCCGACCAAGUGA
This is a messenger RNA of Saprolegnia parasitica CBS 223.65, 450 nucleotides long. RefSeq lists its product as hypothetical. NCBI's taxonomy places the organism in Eukaryota, Oomycota, Saprolegniomycetes, Saprolegniales, Saprolegniaceae. The transcript has 2 exons. The record is from RefSeq and is a predicted model, not a curated record. Bases 1 to 450 code for a protein of 149 amino acids.